Messenger RNA from Dromiciops gliroides (monito del monte), 1984 nucleotides. RefSeq names its product WW domain containing oxidoreductase (gene WWOX). NCBI's taxonomy places the organism in Eukaryota, Metazoa, Chordata, Mammalia, Microbiotheria, Microbiotheriidae. The coding region runs from base 231 to 1475 and encodes 414 amino acids. Gene Ontology annotation, molecular function: protein binding. The transcript has 9 exons. The record is from RefSeq and is a predicted model, not a curated record.
UGUAGCGAGGCGGGUGGACGGCCUCCGAGAGAAGCCGGGAGAUCAGAGCGCGCGAGCGCGGGAGAGUGAGGGGAGCAGCGGGUCGCGCGCUGGCGAGUCCCGAGUGGAGCCGAGCAGAGCCGAACAGAGCCGAGCCGGCGGCGUGCCGGGGGUUUGCCUGAGCUUGGGCUCCAGUGCCCAGGCGGGGAGCGGUUUGCCGGGCGAGGCAGCGAGCGCUCCUCUCUCCCGCCAUGGCUGCGUUGCGCUACGCGGGUCUGGACGACACCGACAGUGAGGACGAGCUGCCGCCGGGCUGGGAGGAGAGGACUACCAAGGACGGCUGGGUGUACUUCGCCAACCAUACUGAAGAGAAGACACAAUGGGAACAUCCUAAGACUGGAAAAAGAAAACGAGUAGCAGGAGACCUGCCAUAUGGAUGGGAGCAAGAAACUGAUGAGAAUGGACAAGUGUUUUUUGUUGACCACAUAAAUAAAAGAACCACAUACUUGGAUCCUCGAUUGGCAUUUACCGUUGAUGAUAAUCCAAAGAAGCCGCCAACCAGACAGAAAUAUGAUGGCAAUACAACUGCUAUGGAAAUCCUUCAGGGUCGUGAUCUAACUGGAAAAGUGGUUAUAGUUACUGGAGCUAACUCAGGAAUAGGAUUUGAAACAGCAAAGUCUUUUGCCCUUCAUGGUGCUCAAGUCAUCCUGGCCUGCAGGAAUAUGGCAAGAGCUAAUGAAGCUGUGUCACGCAUUUUACAAGAAUGGCACAAAGCCAAGGUAGAAGCCAUGACCCUAGACCUUGCUUCUCUCCGAAGUGUGCAGAACUUUGCUGAAGUGUUCAAGUCUAAGAACAUGUUUCUACAUGUGUUGGUCUGUAAUGCUGCUGUCUUUGCCCUUCCCUGGAGCCUCACAAAAGACCAUCUCGAGACCACCUUUCAAGUGAAUCACUUGGGACAUUUUUAUCUUGUCCAGCUCCUUCAGGAUGUGCUGUGUCGCUCGGCUCCGGCUCGUGUUGUUGUUGUCUCUUCAGAAUCUCACAGGUUUACUGAUAUUAAUGAUUCCUCAGGCAAACUUGAUUUGAGCCUGCUUUCUCCAUCUAAGGAAGAGUACUGGGCCAUGUUAGCAUACAACCGUUCCAAGCUCUGCAAUAUACUAUUCUCUAAUGAGCUUCACUGCCGCUUGUCUCCCCGUGGAGUCACAUCUAAUGCUGUGCAUCCUGGAAAUAUGAUGUACUCAUCCCUUCAUCACAACUGGUGGGUGUAUACCCUACUGUUUACCUUGGCCCGGCCUUUCACCAAAUCCAUGCAACAAGGAGCCGCCACCACUGUGUACUGCGCCACAGCACCCGAGUUGGAGGGCUUGGGAGGAAUGUAUUUCAACAACUGCUGUCGCUGCUUGCCUUCAGCGGAGGCCCAGGACGAAGGGACGGCGAGGGCCUUGUGGGAGCUCAGCGAGAGGCUGAUCCAAGAACGAGUUGGCAGGCAGACCAGCUGACAGGGACCUCCUGUAAGGAUCAGAACACACCAAAUGUGUGUGUGUGUGUGCACAGGAGAAAACUGCCAACUCUGGAAUCUUUCCAAGCUGAUCAUCCAGAGGGUUUCUAUAGACCUCAGAUACAGAUUAGCUAGUGUUAAAUGGAAUAAUAGCAGUCACAACAUAGUGAAAAAUGUUAAGUACUAAUGGGAAGUGGGGAAUUCUGUAGGUUAAAGGGACAAUAUCUCUUUCCGGGGCUUACUUUUGUUUUUCCUUAGGAUUGUAGACUUUGCAAAGUAGAACCCUCAGUGAAAUGUGGAGUAUCUAUCUUUUGUGUUACUUUAGAAGUAAGUACAAGCCAACUUUUCCAUUUGAUUUCCCUGGCUGUGUUCUGCAAAUCACCAACACAACUCCCCCCCCCCUCCUUCCCCAGCCCCUUUGGGGAAAGAAAGAUCUUUGAGAAUCGAUCUUGAGCAGGAAAUAUGUUUUGUGCAACCUGACCAAAUUUGAUCAGGCUUGGCGACAGAAAG